This is a messenger RNA of Pomacea canaliculata, 2563 nucleotides long. Its product is annotated as endoplasmic reticulum resident protein 29-like. NCBI's taxonomy places the organism in Eukaryota, Metazoa, Mollusca, Gastropoda, Architaenioglossa, Ampullariidae. The record is from RefSeq and is a predicted model, not a curated record. Gene Ontology annotation, biological process: protein secretion. Gene Ontology annotation, cellular component: endoplasmic reticulum; endoplasmic reticulum lumen. The transcript is spliced from 4 exons. Bases 45 to 797 code for a protein of 250 amino acids.
UAUAAGCUGGACUCCCAUUGGGCCACCUCACACAACCCUCAAGCAUGGCUGAUAUGAAAGGUGCUGCUUUUCUGUGUUCGUUUUUUCUGGCACUUUUUUGCCGGAUUAAUGGAGAAAUCGUCAAAGGAGCAGUCUCGCUAAACUCGGGCGUCUUUGAUAAGAUCAUCAGCAGACAUCGUGUGGUGCUUGUAAAAUUUGAUGAAACAUAUCCUUACGGCGAAAAACAAGAUGAGUUCAAAAAGGUCGCACAAGCUUCACUUUCUCAGACAGACCUGCUUGUUGCAGAAGUACAGAUUGCAGAUUAUGGAGAUAAAGAUAACUCGGACCUGGCAGAGCGAUUUGGUGUGAAGAAGGAGAACUAUCCUGUUUAUAAAUUAUUCCUUAAUGGAAAAGAUGAGCCUAUUUCAUACACUGGGGAUAGUAAGAAUGCUGACAAAAUCAAGAAGUUUGUCAUGCAGGAAUCAGGUCUUUGGCUGGGUCUACCUGCUUGCCUUGAGGAGUUUGAUAAACUGGUUGCGGAGUUCUUAAAAGCCAGCCCAGAAGCAAGAUUAGGUAUUGUUGAAAAGGCUGAGGCUGCACUCAAAACGUUAACAAAGGACUCUGACAAAGAGUCUGCUGAAGUAUACAUUCGAACAAUGAAGAAGAUUGAGGAGAAAGGUGAUACAUUUAUUAACAGUGAAAUCGAAAGAGUUGAAAAACUGAAGGACGGAAAAGUAAGUGAUAAAAAGAAAGAAGAACUCAACCGGAGACUAAACAUUUUAACAUCUUUUGAAUUGCGUUUAAAAGAUGAAUUAUAACUUAAGCAUUUUUCAAUAUCUGUAAUCCCAAUCAGAUAACAUUUUUUCAUUAAAGUUCUGUUUUUUCAGUAUUGAAAUCACUCCAUGAAUCAUUCAGACCACUUUAAUAAGAAUUUCCAAUUGUAACAUAAAAAGCCAAGAGCUAAUGUAUUGUGAGUUAAGCAUGAAAGAAAAGAUUAAAAAACAUUUUUCAUGAAAUGUUUUAUUAGGUUAAGUUGAUUACACACGUAACGGGUGGAACAAGAAUUUUGCUGGUUGCUAAGUUCUUGAGUCUUUGGCGGUUACUUGAAAAAAUGGACAGUUGCUUAAAAAGAACUGCUAGAAUGUUGUUAUAAUUUUGAUAUUUAACGUUUAUUGUAUGCUUCUUUGUUUUAAUACUUGUUUUCUUCAGAUGGACAGUUGCUUAAAAAGAACUGUUAAAAUGUUGUUAUAAUUUUGAUAUUUAACGUUUAUUGUAUGCUUCCUUUUUUUAGUACUUGUUUUCUUCAAAUAGGGAAUCAGAGCAGUGGCCUGUACCAUAGUGAAUUACUAUUAGUAGUAAUAGAAGAACAAAAUUAAUAAUUCAGACUCUGGGUUUUGUCUGCUACUACUGCAAUGUGUGUCAUGAUGCCUGACUUAGUCAUGCAUUCCACCAACAAAAAGGACAAACAGUCUUCUAAGUUUAAAUGUUCUUAUUUAUGUGGAUGUUUAUAAUUUAUGCCCAUCUAUGUGACCUGAGAAUUGUGUGAGGCGUUCGAUGCUACUCAUGCAUGUGCUAUCAACACCUGAGUUCAGAAGGCAACAUGGUGUUAAAAAAUGUAUUCUUUUGUCAGAGCCUGAAAAGAUUACAAUAGCUAUACUCCUGUGCAUUUUCAUAAUAGUAUAUAGCUAAAAGCAUUCUUCAGUUAGUGAAAAGUUGUGGGAAUCGAAUUUAUAUGAAAUGGCUUUGUAUAAUAUUUAAAACAAAAUUUCUUUUUCAUGUUCCAUCUUGAAAUUUUCUGGAGACAUUUCCUGGAAAACAAAAAGAUUAUUUAAAAAUUGUUAUGUCACAUUGUGAUGACUAUACUAGUUUCACCAAACAAAAUUCAGAAUCAUAUAAAUCACCUCAACUUGGUAAAAUCUCAGAAGUGGACUUUGACAGACAUAAAGGCACUGUGUCUUACAGCUCAUGCUUUCAGCAAACAUCUCUGAAAAUCAAAAAAUUUUAUUCAAAGACUUGAAAUUAAGUCACUGCCAAAAGGAUUCCUAGUUUAAAGCCAUUGUGUUGACAAGGUUAUAAAAGGCUUAAAUUGGCAUUUUAUAUAUUUUUUUGUUUGUUCUAUAAUUGGUUUGUACAUUACUGCCCCCAAUAAUGCUCAUUUUGCAGGGGUCCAUUUUUCAACAUUUCUUAAUGUUUAAUGCCAGCAAGACAGUAAAUUUAUUGUAGCACAUGUACACAGGGAGAAAAAUUGUAAUUUAUUUACUAUAGAUAAAUUUCACACUACUGGCUUGAUCAAAUCUGGAUUCAAUCCAGCAAAGCAGGUUACACAAAACUGGAUUUUUGUCAUUUGCUAGUUUUUGUUUGGGGACACAAGAUAGCAUACCAUUAACAUGCAUGUCCACAUCCUUGACAUGUCUAUCUCUGAAAAUUAUGUAGGUUGGCUCCUCUUCAAUAAUAAAAAAGUAGAGGUUGUAAUCAUUAUCAAUCAACGGUGUGGGUUGAGCCAUGUGCUGACUUUAAAUCUUCAAAAUUUGUUCUUCUGGACAGUGUUUCUAAGACAUCUGAUUAAAUUUUUAAAAGUAUUGAA